This is a messenger RNA of Penicillium odoratum, 2163 nucleotides long. RefSeq names its product dipeptidyl peptidase III. Gene Ontology annotation, molecular function: dipeptidyl-peptidase activity. NCBI's taxonomy places the organism in Eukaryota, Fungi, Ascomycota, Eurotiomycetes, Eurotiales, Aspergillaceae. Gene Ontology annotation, cellular component: cytoplasm. Bases 1 to 2163 code for a protein of 720 amino acids. The transcript has 8 exons. The record is from RefSeq and is a predicted model, not a curated record.
AUGGCCCCGGUAGAAUUGUAUGCGGACUUAUCGCCCUCUGUUUUUAGGUUGGACAUCGCAAAGUCUUUUGAACAACUGGAUAGAGAUGAGAAGCUUUAUAGUCAUUUCAUGUCUAAGGCUGCGUAUCAAUGCACACGUAUCGUACUUCGGCAAGUGUCGCAGGAAUCGGAACAUAUUUUCGAUCUAAUCAUCGAGUUGGCAAAACAAUGCAAUUGCCAAUGGGAAAUCCUUCAAGAGAAGACCGGUGUCAGCGCAUAUGCGAUUGAUUAUUUCCUUGACUAUGCUGCAAUAUUUCUGGAUAGUUUGGGAAACUACAGAGGAUAUGGAGAUCGGAAGAUCAUUCCGAGGUUAUCAGCUGAGGAAUUCAGACGCAUUUGCGCUUAUUCAGAGACAACUGCCGAGCUCUAUAAAACGAUCGAAAAUGACAUAUUCUCCGAGCAACCGGCUUCCAUUGGAUUUCCUGACCAGGGUGGAAUGAGUGCCUUUUAUCCAUGCUCCCCAGAUAUUAGCAAAGUUGAGAUCGAAGAGGUGCAGCGAGCGCUGCUUCAACAUGACAAGCAUCUUCUGGACCAUACCCGGCUCAAGAAAAUACAAAGCACUGAAGGCCCCACGUACCUUGUCAUCGUGGCCUCUAGCUCAAUUGAUCCUCCGGAACAUACAAUUAUCUUCAAUACAAAGCAGCCCAAGAUUGAUUUCCAGUAUGGAGACUAUGCUGCCGAGUUGGAGAAAGUCAGGAAAUCCCUUCAAGAGAGCGCCAGGUUUACAUGCAAUGAACAUCAAAAGCAAUACAUAGAGCAUCUCGCGGAGUUCCUCCGGACAGGACACAUUGAGACUCACCGACAAGCAGCGAUAUCUUGGGUUCAGAAUAAAGGCCCUGUGGUGGAGGCAAAUAUUGGCUUCCUCACCGCAUACCGUGACCCUGCUGGACUCAGGCGCUCAUGUGAGGGGCUCGUCGCUAUCAAGAAUAAAGAGGAGAGCCGAACUUUGAACAAAUUGACCGAGUCCGUGAAUAGUUUGCUGGGGUCAUUGCCAUGGGUUGUUAUUAACCAAUAUGUCUCAGCAAACGAGCCUUACGGUCCCUUUGAGAAACCUCGAUUCGUUAAGCCUGACUUUGUCAGCUUGGAUGUUCUGUCAUUCUGUGGAGUGACUUGUUGGAGCGGGAUUUCAGGACCAACCUAUCAAGAUGUCAAGCAAGUCUAUGGCAAGAAACACAUUUUGUUUUCAAAUAGGACUGCGGCUGUCAAUUCGCAGGACAAGGUGCCUUUUCUGAACGCAUCGGACCAAAAGAUCUUCAAGUACCUGCGAGAUUUUUGUCUUAGAAUAAUGAUAGCUGUACAUGAGCUGAUUGGACAUGGCUGCGGGAAAAAUCUCGCUGAGACUAGCCCAUCGGUAUACAACUUUGACUAUUCUAGCCCACCGAUAAACCCGUUAACCGGAGACUUGGUCAAAACUUGGUACAAGGUUGGGGAAAGCGCCAAGUCCCUUUUCGGAAGUACUUACGCUGGCAUGAAUGAAUGUAUUGCUGAAUUGGUUACCAUGCAUCUGCUUUCCAAUACAGAGAUUCUAACAAUUUUCGAACUAUUCGAGAAAUACCCUACGGUUGAUGCUGAGACAUUUGAGUAUGUAGGAUAUCUGCAGAUCAUAACUUUGGGUUUGAGAGGAGUUAUGACAUAUGACCAUUCCAAAAAGAAAUGGGGACAGGCACACGACAAGGCACGGUUUGCAAUUGUCAGGUAUCUUUGUGAAUUUGGAAACGGUGUUUUGGAAAUCAAACAUCAUCCUGCCACUAGCGAGGCACCGGCGGAUUUGGCGAUUACUUUGAACAAGGAUCUUAUUCCGGUGGCUGGUCGACAAGCAAUUUACAAUCUUCUUCUUCGUUUGCAGGUUUACCUUGCCACAGCAGAUCUCGAAAAUGGACAACCAUGGUUCGAGGCCUUGGCUCAAGUGGACGAGAACUACCUACUAUGGCAGGAAGCAGUCAAAAUACAUCAUCAACAACGGCCGAUUUUUGUCCAGGCAAACACGAUAUUGCAGGAUAGCCAUGAAGCCGCUCAAGAGGAUUUGUUCUCUUCUCAAGGAGAGGUUCUUAUUCAGGAAUAUCCUUCAACGCGGGAAGGUGUCAUCCGCAGCUGGGUCGAUCGAUAUACUCUAUGCGAUCUUUGA